AUGUGUUGUGUCUUGUACUUCGAACAAGCAAUAUGUUCGAGAGUGGUGGCGCUAUGCUGUCGCUGGUUCGAUGAUGUUGGUUUGAUGGAUGGGGUGAUGUUGGUGAAGAUAAAUAGUGUCACACGGUGUUGUGUCGCUAUUUAUAUGAAAAGUGGAUGUGUGGGAGGUGAUGGUGUGCGCCAAUUAGAGCGUGACUACCCUUCGGACAGUCCUCCAGGACCCGUUAGCAUACCGCCCAUCCUGGAAGUCCCAGUUGGCAGGGUGGUGGUACGUCGCGUUGGCGGGGGCAUGAGGUCCAAGGUCCUUUUUUUAAAGCCAGGAGUUGUCUCUCAAAAUAAUGAACCAGUCUUGAAAAUAUUUUGCCACAAUGUCAAUACCAAAUCUUUUAUGUAUAUGUGGAAAAGUUUACCCAUACACUUAAGUACAAAUACAGAAAACUAUGAUCUUUGUAAUGGGAAAACUCCUCCAGAAGUAUUGGAAAAGCACGAGAAUCAGAGAUAUUGGCGUUUUAAUUUAUUUGGUACAAACAAGAGUAACAAGUUCAAAAUUAAUCCAUUUGAAGAAGUUUGCAUCGGUAUAUAUGCAUAUCCGUCGAAUUUACAUAAACACUCAAUGAGCAUAACAGAAACACGUAUCGAUGUUUACUCAUUAAUAUUAAUGAUUAUGGGCACCAUCAUCUAUUGGAACGCUCCUAAAUUAAGUGAAAGUCGAAUUUUUUAUUAUUUCUGUGGAACAUCUAUAGUAUAUUAUCUUACAAAAUUAUUGCGAUGGGGUAAAAUAAUGUACCGGAUGGUCGCCACUAGUUGGACAAUGAGUGUUUAUAUUAUUCAAGCAUUGUGGGCCCAUGCACAUAUAAUUACAGUAGAGUAUAGAGAAUGGAUCACAUUGUAUAUUCUACUUACAUCUUUCAUCAGUUUCAUAAUUUGUUAUUGGUUUGGCACAAUUACAAAUGCUAGAACGAAAAAAGUUAUCCAAUGGUUUCUGCAGAUAGGAGCGCUGUUUGCCAUGUAUCACAGCAGUUACUUCCGCGAAGUAUCAAUUUUUUCUUGUAUUGUUAUUAUUCUUCUUUAUAAUUUUCCCAUUGUUGCAAUUCGAAAAGUGCGAAGUUAUUGGUAA
Molecule: messenger RNA, 1116 nt
Organism: Habropoda laboriosa
Lineage: Eukaryota; Metazoa; Arthropoda; Insecta; Hymenoptera; Apidae
Product: nuclear envelope integral membrane protein 1-like
Exons: 7
Coding region: 1-1116 (371 amino acids)
Cellular component (GO): nuclear envelope
Source: RefSeq, a predicted model, not a curated record